This is a messenger RNA of Exaiptasia diaphana, 1122 nucleotides long. RefSeq lists its product as uncharacterized. The record is from RefSeq and is a predicted model, not a curated record. The coding region runs from base 193 to 966 and encodes 257 amino acids. The transcript is spliced from 2 exons. Lineage: Eukaryota; Metazoa; Cnidaria; Anthozoa; Actiniaria; Aiptasiidae.
UGAUUGAUAAUGCAAAUCCGCACCUUUUUUCUCUAUCAAAUUAAGCAAAUCAUGUACAACUGAAACCGCAAGCUUUUGUUAUGGAAACCGCACGCUUUUGUAACGUAAACCGCACGCUUUGGUAACGGCAUAACACGUUUGCGGUAAUUAAACUUUUAUAAGCGUUAAUUCGUGAUCCAUCGAUCAGUGAACAUGUUUUAUCCCAACGGUCAUGAUCACUGUCCGGUUUUUACAGAUCUCCAAACGAUCCAUAACGAUAUCCGAACUAUUCAUAAUUCGCUAGAGUCACACACACGAAACGAGAAUCGACGGAGACGAACACGCGAUCGACUUGCGUAUCAGCUAGAGGAGCUGCAAGAUGUUGUCCAAGAGGCGCUCACCUCUCGAGAGAACACAGGCCCAGAUCCUGAUGAUCUUUCUUUGCGGGAAAAGAUUGAACAUUUCCUGGACUGGAGGAACGAACUGCAAGUAAUGCAUAGUUCAAUUGGAAGAUCUUUAGCAAUAGCACGUCGCAUGCGAGGUAAUCGCCGCGAAGACAUCGACGAUCUAAAAGAGAUCCACGAUGACAUCACCGACUACCUUCAUGACACAGACUACCUGCACGACAAAGCCCGCGAAAAACUACACGACUUGACGCGACCGCCACAACCUCGACCCUAUGUAUCCUAUCAGAGCAGUGGACGCGACAGUGGGUACCAGACUCCUCGGGUAAGCUCCACAACGCGCAUUCACGACUUGAGGAGCAUCGUCAAUGACGCAGAGAGGAUUAAAUCUGGCAGUAUGGAAAGUUCGUUAAGAAUGGAGAAUGAAGUGGAAAGACUCAAGUCCAAGAGUAUCGACAUGGCAAAAGAUCUUGUGGCCUUGCACAAAGUCAUUGAACGACAGAAAAAGGAGCUUGUUGAGUUGACAAGAAUGAAGAGAAGUAAUGAAAUGGCAGAGAGGGAAAUGGAAGACUUUCGCUACUAAUAUUAACUAAUUAUUAUAAGAAUUACAUCAAUAAAAACCCAYUAACCUUAGUUAAAGUAUAAUAAAAUUCAAUAAAUAACUAAUAAUUGCUUGAUCAAAUUAUAGGGCAUUUUUAAUUGUAGACAAUGUAAUAUAUCAAAAUCUAAUUAAAACAUU